Molecule: messenger RNA, 633 nt
Organism: Neltuma alba
Lineage: Eukaryota; Viridiplantae; Streptophyta; Magnoliopsida; Fabales; Fabaceae
Exons: 4
Coding region: 17-508 (163 amino acids)
Source: RefSeq, a predicted model, not a curated record
GCAAGAAGAAAGAAAAAUGGCGUCUAUCCUGUUGCGGCCCAGGCGACAGAGGAAGAAAAAGUUGUUUCGGAGGAUGUCCAAGAAAAGUUCCAGGAUUAAAGAACUGCAGGCCUGGAAUAAAGAAUUAGAUACAGAGUUGGAGAGGGGACUUAAUGAUUUGAAUUCAACGGCUGAAUUAUUAGUUACUGCCAUGGGGAAAAUGAACGUGUUAAUCCGAAUGAAGGAAAUAAAGAAAAUGGUAGGGGAUUACCUCAGCAAUCUACGGAACAGCGAAGCUUUGAUGGAUCCGGAAAAUGCUCAAGCCGAGGAUGCACUAGAGCAGAAAGAGGCCAUGGUAAAAGGCUUGAAAGAACUCGAGUUAAAGAAGAAAAAGCUCGAAAGGGACAUAGGGAAGGUUCUCAGGCGGUCAAAGACAAGAAAGAAGAGUCAGAGAGAAGAGUCAGAGACACGAGGCCUCCGUUUCAGUGCUAAGCUCCAUUGGCUCUCAUCUCGCUCCGUUUGCUCGUAGCUCCAUUUCGUCAUCACAGAUUCGAAGGUUACAAGUAGAGGAUUGAAGCAAAGCAAAUCCUACGAAGAGUUGUUUUUUGAGCUAUGCAAAAGCCAAAAUAUCACUCCCCAAGAGCCAAAAAGAGC